AUGUCUGGCAGAGGAAAAGGUGGCAAGGGUCUCGGCAAGGGUGGUGCUAAGCGUCACCGCAAGAUCUUGCGAGACAACAUCCAGGGUAUCACCAAGCCUGCAAUCCGCCGUCUCGCCCGUCGUGGUGGUGUCAAGCGUAUCUCUGGCCUGAUCUAUGAGGAGACCCGUGGUGUCCUCAAGAUCUUCCUCGAGUCUGUCGUCAGAGAUUCCGUUACAUUCUGCGAACACAGCAAGCGCAAAACCGUCACAUCGCUCGAUGUCGUCUACGCACUCAAGCGACAAGGCCGAACUCUCUACGGCUUCGGUGUUUAA
Mixia osmundae IAM 14324 is the source of this 312-nucleotide messenger RNA. RefSeq lists its product as uncharacterized. Lineage: Eukaryota; Fungi; Basidiomycota; Mixiomycetes; Mixiales; Mixiaceae. The transcript has 3 exons. Gene Ontology annotation, molecular function: protein heterodimerization activity; structural constituent of chromatin; DNA binding. Gene Ontology annotation, cellular component: nucleosome. Gene Ontology annotation, biological process: nucleosome assembly. The record is from RefSeq and is a predicted model, not a curated record. Bases 1 to 312 code for a protein of 103 amino acids.